AUGACCUCCAACGCCCUCUCCCCAGAAUCUGCGGCUACGAGCACCAACAGCGGCUUACAACGUCGACCAUCAACAACAGAAGUCAUUUCUGCCUUCAUCCGCUCAAAAACACUGCGUAGAAGCAAAAGCAACCGCCCCGCUAUCGUAUGGCCCCCACCGUCCUGGAAUCUCGACGAGACCCUCAACAAUGGUGCAGGUGCUUCCGGGACGACACCCACGCCAGAGCAGCAAAUCGACGAAACAGAGCCAGACGAUAUGCCUGAGCCGCGUGAACUUGCGCAACGCAUUAGCACCCUUAUCGAGUCGCUGCCUCCGCCGCCCACCACGGACGCUGUCGACCCCAAUGGCCCGCCGUUGUCGCCGUCUGUCGCAAACGACCCACGUUUGGUGAAGCUGUUGGCAAAUCAGCGUGUCAUGGGUGGAUCCACCUCGUUGGGCCGCCAAAGUGUGUUCUCUAUGCUUGAACAACUCAAACAGCGACACGGGCAUCUUGCGGGGAGUAGCAACAGUGAGGAUGACCGCGAAGAUGGCGGGGUGAUGAUGUAUAGCCCACUUGAGCCAACAAAGGACACAGAAGUCGAGAUUGCGGAGUCAGAGAUGGUCCUCGAAUACUUCGACGAGCCAGAGCCAGAGCCAGAGCCUGCUAAACCAUCUGGUCCAGCUCCAGCUACUGACAAGCCCCCGACAACUCCUCCUACCCAAACCCCGAAUCCCAGCCGGGCAAAGAAGCAAAAGGCUCGACAACAUGUUCAUUGGGUGCCCUCUCGGACCAAGGUUUCGCUACAGGUUAUGUGGUGGGGCUACCGCCUAUAUCUCCCUCCCCCAGUCAUGAAGAAGUUAGACGACACCCACCUAUCUGCAGCGAAACGCGGGGCAAUGCUCAUCGCGGCGCUCAAAUACCUCCUGGACAAGGUCCCAAUGAUGCUUGUUCCACCACAAGUCCGGCCCGCAAUGCUGUUGCUCAAGCGGUUGGCGCCGUAUCUUGGAUAUGUUGGUGUGUUUGUUGCCUGGAGUUGGAAGGCGAUAAAGGAGAGGGACAAAGGCGAUGGAGUCGUUCUUACGACGACUUGGCUCUUGCCUGUGGCGCUGAUGCCUUCGACAUUGAAGCCCAAGGACUACCUGCGUCCAGGAGAGAAGUUGCCGGCGAGCGAAAGUGACGUAACCCAGAAGCCUGACUCUUCAGACUCAGCUUCGGCCCAAGCUGAGUCCGAAUUGAAAUCUACACCAUCAACGUCGAAGGAGAAAGGGAAAGCAGCCUAG
Messenger RNA from Mycena indigotica, 1260 nucleotides. RefSeq lists its product as uncharacterized. The coding region runs from base 1 to 1260 and encodes 419 amino acids. The transcript has 2 exons. The record is from RefSeq and is a predicted model, not a curated record. Lineage: Eukaryota; Fungi; Basidiomycota; Agaricomycetes; Agaricales; Mycenaceae.